ACUCCUAAGGAUUCAAAGUUCCGUUCUCCAAUAAACCCUGCUAUUGUCGAGGAGGAUGUGGGAUAUGAGUCGGAUGGUGAUAUUCGCGGGGCGAAUAUGAGAGUUCCCCCAAACCCCCAGAAGGCAAGGCCCAAGUUCCUACGAGUGGACACAAAACAACGCAAACGAGCUGCUUCCAUCCUGUCCCUCCACCCGUUUAGUGUUACCACUAAAGCCAUCGCUCCUAACUCAAAUACUACUCACAAACGCUCGCUCGCUUGUCUUGAUACUAUUUCUAACACACGCGCUGUUCCGGAUUAUGAACUCAUCACUAUGACGCUAUCAAAGCCGCCUGCUGGACUUGGCCUGGCUCUACCGUCAGCAUAUCUUUCGAAGCCCAUUCCUCGCGCUUGCACAAUGCCAGCCAUCAAGUCUUCCUCUGGACAUAAUUUGAAAGACUCAGCUCCGGGUCGCCCGCCAAACCUGCCGCCGCAGAGUUCCCAUCUGCGUGAGCCACCGAAGGUUUACCUUCGCCCCAUAGAACUUCCUAGCACACCCUCCCCUAUGGAGUACCUGCCCCCAAGCAUCAUUGUGUGUGAGGGUCUGAGUGGAGUGGUUAAGCAAUCAUCGUCUGUGCUUCCUUCGCCUCCCGAAGGAUUGUCACCACUUUGGACGCUCCCUCCCCUUAUUGGCUUCGCACCGCCUGAAACAAUGCCUCAGAGUCCGCUUCUACUUGGUGAGGGCAGUGGUGGAGGCUGGAACCCAUACUUCCCUUCUAUCUAGCGCCAUUGAACAACCCGCGCGCCAAAUCUAGAUGAUAGCUUUGAAAGUACAUAUAGAUAACAACCUGUUCACGUGUAUUUAAAUAAACAACAACUGCAACAUAGA
Messenger RNA from Suillus subaureus, 867 nucleotides. RefSeq lists its product as uncharacterized. The transcript is spliced from 2 exons. Bases 97 to 762 code for a protein of 221 amino acids. NCBI's taxonomy places the organism in Eukaryota, Fungi, Basidiomycota, Agaricomycetes, Boletales, Suillaceae. The record is from RefSeq and is a predicted model, not a curated record.